Linum trigynum is the source of this 7981-nucleotide messenger RNA. Lineage: Eukaryota; Viridiplantae; Streptophyta; Magnoliopsida; Malpighiales; Linaceae. The record is from the annotation of a GenBank genome assembly.
CCCGCGACUCGUGAUCAAUUACCCGACCUAAACCCGACCUGCCACAAGGCGGGUCUGGGUACCAAGAAACCCGCCCCGGACCUGCCCCAUUGCCAUUCCUACAUCUACGUGACCCAUAAGCUGAUGACAACGAAGAAGAGGGGUGAUCUGAGCAUUCCAUAGAAGGUAAUUUGUGGGAGUGAGCUUGAUCGUCAAUUGCGGAUUGGCUGGGAGGGAGACAGAAGUCACCGGCGCAGAAGCAGAGUCACCGGAUGACGAGGUAGAAAUAGAGGCGGACUCAGUAGCCAUUUUUGCCGAAAGAAGAAGAAGAAAUAAUUGAAUGAAGGGGAAUGAAAGACUUGUUAGAGUGAUAAAAGCUCUGAUACCAUGAAUGACCUCAAAAGCUUGCAAUUCUAUUAUUGAUUGAGUGUAUUUAAAGUACAAUGGAACAGAAUGUGCAGUGGAAUAUGAGGAACUAGAGGUAGUGAAAGUAGGAGCUGCAACAGCCCACUAACAGCUACACCAACAACUAACAGCAGAAGAGAAUUAUAGGGAAUAUGGUACACGUCAUCACAGAUCCUUCCUCAUCUUUUUUUUUCUCGUCGUUAGCCGUCAACUCUAAUUGCAUUUUCCGCACCAGUUUGAAACGUAUCGUUUUAGUAGACGAUAAAGUGGGUAAUUAGUAAUUACGACUAUUUUUACCACACAUUACAUUAGUAAGAAUUUUGUGUAAUUUACAGGUUUUGUAUCCUCAAUUAGUAGGGAUGGCAAUGGUUCGGGUUGGAUCAGGGUUUCCCAAACUCAAUGUAACAUCCUUACCUUAUAAGAGUAAUUAACUCAUAAUGAUGUCGUUAAUGAUGAGAAUAAACAUGACGUCCUUUAAGCCGAGAAUCAAGUAAUUAUGAUAGUAUAAGAGGUUAGUUAAUUGAUUUAGAGGUUAAUAGAAAUUAAUCAAGUGGAUUUAGUUUGGAGAUUAUCAUGAAAGAUUAACUAAAAUUUAAAGAAGGAGAAGUUAUGGAGUGGAAUGGGAAAUACCUUAUGGGAUGGAUAGUUGGCUUAAGGUGAUUGGUGGAGAAGGAGAAGAAUAGAGAAAUUUAUAAAGGGAUUGGGGCUGGAAAUUACAGACCACCACCCUCCAUCCUCUCUCGUUUCUCUACUCCUCUUCUUCCUCUCUACUCUUUUCCUCUUCUCACCACUCUAUCAUCAAACUAUCAUUCUCCAUUUUUAAAUAUGAAAUCUAAUCAUACUAAGGAAGAAUUGGAAGUUUAGGAACAAGGGAAGGAUCAUCCGAAGGGUAAGAAGCAUCUUCCUCCUUCUUUGCAAGCCUAGAGGUAUGAACCCUAGGCUAAGUUGUAUGGUUUAAAUGAAAAACAAGCAGCCUAAGCUCCAUAAUCUAUAUUGCUUGUUAGAUGGGUAUGUUAAUAACCAAAGGGGUAGAUGAAACAAUUAUGGGUAUAUUUCUUCUUAGAAAACGUUUCUCAAGAUCUGAGGGUUAUGCUUUCAAAAUUUGGUAAUUUUGUGGAGAUCAUUUGGUAUUUAUAGAAACUAAAAACCAUAGGUAUGAAAACAGGGUAUGGGUACAGGAAACAGUUUUGAACCUCGAACUUUAGUUGAGUGUGCAGACUAGGAUACUGGUCCAAAUGGGUUGAAUUUUAGGUAUGUGGUAGCCCUAUGAAUAUAGUUUCCGUAUCAACAAGAAUAAAUCAAUUUGGUUAAGUAAUGAGGGAGAUAUGAUCAGAAUAGUGAUCAGGGGUCAAAUUCCCCGGACACCAUUUGAGAUCCCCGACCGGGGAUCCAUGAGGGGGAUAAGGGAUAUGUGGGGAAAUUGCAUGUUUUGACCCAAAACUCACACACCUUGACCCCUAUAUGCAAUUAUAUGAGUACAUGCUCACUUUAGAUGAUUAAAUGUGUGUUGUAUGGUUGAUUAAAGGGAGAGAGCAGUCCGGGGAGGCAUCCAAAGGAAAAGGACUUGUGGAUUAACAAUAGAAUUGUGAGUAAACUCUAACCUAGUAGCCUUAUUAAUGUAAGCAUGAUAUUUGGGUCAUGAAGCGGCACAAAUACAAAGGAAUUUAUUUACAAAUGGUAAAUUGAUGGAUAUGAUUCAUUAAGGUAAGGGUAUAUGUGAGUGUGUGUGAAUGAUUCGGUGAAUGGUGGUUGAUGAUAAUCACCGUGAGUGUCUUAAUGAUGAUGAAUAAAAUGACGGGGAUGAUGUCAAUGAUAUGAGAAGAUGUUGAUGAUUAUGGAAUGUUGAUGAGUACGGGUAUGAUGGUGAUGACUUGAUGGUUAUAAUAUUGAUGAAGAUGAUGAUAAAAUGUUGUGAAGUAAAAUGUGUUCUUUCAUGACUUGUGAGUACUUAAACCCCCACAGAAAGUCAUGCACAUGGAGUAAAAAUUGAUGAUGUGAUAAGUCCUCAGUAUGGACUUGAGUGUAUGAUCGAUUUAGGGCCGAUUGCCCGGGCCAUGGGAGAUUCUCACCGAUGCCUUAGGUCGGCGGCGGGGGAGGAGCCUAGGCAUCGAGGAGGAGGUGGAGGAGGAGGCGGUGGGGAAAGAAGCUAGGUUGUGCAUGGCUAGCCGGAGGGGACUUGACUGUUGCCUAAUGUAUUGUGUAGGUGUUUUGUUUGUUGUAUGAGUGUGCUCGUGUAUUUGGGGGAAAAGGAUAAGUGGUGUUGUGAUUGAUGUUAUGAUUAAGGAUAUAAUUAAACUUAUAUCAUGCUUGGUGAUUUAUGUGAUGAACGUGUCGAUGUUAUACCUUAUAAAUGAUGUUAUUAUGAAAACUGAUAUCGUAAGUUUGGGAGGUGUGGUAGACUGGUGUAAUGUUAAGGGUGGUAUUGUGAUUUCAAAAUAUUAUGUUUAUAUUAAUUAAGACUCUAGUUUAGAGGUUACUCAUUGAGGUGACGUCUCACUCCUGUCAACAUUUUCCCCCUCAUAUAUAUAUAUAUAUAUAUAUAUAUAUAUAUAUAUAUAUAUAUAUAUAUGGUUAUGUCUUCGGUGCACUCACUUUUUUGGGUGCAUUCAAUGCACCCGCCUCAUAAUCGUCAUUCUGAGCAGACGAUUCAUGUGAAAACAAUGUCAAUCAUCUCUUGUAGUAUGAUGAACAAGAACCACAUGAAUUUGUACAAAAAUCAUUCAAGAUUCACUUUAAUUUGAAUGAUUCAGGGUUUAGGAAUUUAGGGUCAGGGUUAGGGUUUACAAUUUGGGAUUUUGGGUUUAGAUUCAAAAUUGAAUGUUAAUAGGUUAGGGUAAUGGGUUAAUUAGUUGUGAUUCUGUGUUAUAUCAUCAUAUGAAACUAAUGCUACCCAUUAAAUUUCAAAAUUUGAUGUAUUAUGACCACUUUUAGAGGUGAGUGCACUGAAUGCACCCAAAAAAGUGAGUGCACCGAAGUAGCCACCAUAUAUAUAUAUAUAUAUAUAUAUAUAUAUAUGGUGGCGUAUUCGAUGCACCCACUUUUUCGGGUGCACUCAGUGCACCCACCUCAUAAUUGUCAUUAUGAGCAUGCAAUUCAUGUCAAAACAGUACCAAUUGUUGCUUAUGAUAUUAUGAACAAGAAGCACAUGAAUUUGAAAAAAAAAAUUAUUCAAAAUUUACUUUAAUUCGAAGGAUUUAGGAUUUAGGGAUCCAGGGUUAGGGUUUAGGUUUACAAUUUUGGAUUUUGGGUUGAGAUUUUGGAUUGAAAGUUAAGGGGUUAGGGUAAUAGAUUGAUUUGUUAUGAUUUUAUGUCAUAUCAUCAUAUUAGAUUGAGAGUACUAAUUAAAAUUCAAAAUUUGAUGUAUUAUGGACACGUUUAGAGUUGAGUGCACCGAAGUAGCCACCAUAUAUAUAUAUAUAUAUAUAUAUAUAUAUGGUGGCUUCUAUGGUACCCCGAGUGAAAUCCGGGGUACCGCAUACCUCGAGUAUGGAAACUCUAUCUAGACCUCGAAUUACCAGGAUUUUUGUGUGAUAUUAUACCCUAACCUUUAAUGAGUGAACCCUAGGUCAUAAUUAUCUAAAUCAUAAUCUAUAAACCCUAAGAUGUUGCAUUCCUUUUUGUGCCUAUAUUUGGAUGAAUCAUAACCGUCGAUUAUUAUUUCUAAUUAAAUUGAUCUUGGAGUAUAAGAUUGGGAGAGUUAACACCUAGAUUUUGAUCUUUAAGUGUUAGAGUAUAGUAUCAUGUCCGAAAGAUCGGUCAAUUCAAGGUCUAGAUAGUGUUUUCAUACUCAAGGUAUGCAGUACCCCGGAUUUCACCCAGGGUACCGUAGAACUCACCAUAUAUAUAUAUAUAUAUAUAUAUAUAUGUGGUGGCGUAUUCGGCGCAACCACUUUUUUGGGUGCACUCAGUGCACCCGCCUCAUAAUCAUCAUUCUAAGCAUGCGAUUCAUGUCAAAAUGGUAUCAAUUGUUGCUUAUGAUAUUAUGAACAAUAAGCACAUGAAUUUGGAAAAAAAAAUCAUUUAAGAUUUACUUUAAUUUGAAAGAUUUGGGAUUUAGGGCUUAGGGUUAGGGUUUAGGUUUAAAGUUUGGGAUUUUGCAUUGGGAUUCAAAAUUGAAGGUUAAGGGGUUAGGGCAAUAGAUUGAUUUGUUAUGAUUAUAUGCCAUAUCAUCAUGUUAGAUUGAGAGUACUAAUUAAAGUUCAAAAUUUAAUGUAUUAUGGACACUUUUAGAGAUUGCACCCAAAAAAGUGAGUGCACCGAAGUAGCCUAUAUAUAUAUAUAUCGUGAUGAGGUGGUGGUGACUCGAACUCCAGCAUUAUGUAUAAGUUUUACUUAGAGGAGAAGUGAAUCUUCUCCAAGGUCAUGCAUGUUUUAAAUGUAUUUUGAAGUUUGAGUUUUGUAAUAUAAAGGUUGUCAAGUUUGAAUGUUUUCAGAGUUUGUAAACUAUGCAUGGUUUGGACAGAUUCACGUAUAUGUUAUGUGUUAGAGUGUUGGGUGUUACACUCAAAUCCGUGGGUUUAUUCGUGAAAAAAAAAUCGGGGGUAAAAUUCAUCCACUGGCUAUCUGCGGGUUCAUGGGUACUGUCAGAUGUGGCAGAUGACAUGGCGCCAACAAGAUGACAACAUGGUUAUUGCACAUGUGGCAUGUAUGGAAGGCUAGUAGCAUAGAGAUACUCCUAGGAUUCUCCACCUAAAUGAGAGCUUAAUGGUGCACUUAUGAGUCACAUAAUAGGUGACAUUUAUAGAGUGCAUAAUGGGGGGACUUAAUGGGGUGUAUUGAUGUAGAGGGACAUUAUAAGGGGCAUUGAUGCCUUGUAUGAGGAGAGGCCUAUAUAAGGAGCCAUCUAUCUCGCUUGUAACUCAUUCCAUCAUUUUUUAGAGUAACACACACUAGAGAGUUCUCCUAUUUCCUUUGUCUUUGUUCUUGUUUCUUUGCUUGCAAGUAAGUUGAGAGAAAGGCUCCCUAGCGCUCUAACGGAAUUGAGAGCUAGGGCCUCACGAUCGAGAGUAAGGUUGUGACAAGUGGUAUCAGAGUCUCGUUCGGCUUUGUGCUAGCAAAGUAGAAGCAAUAGCCAGACGAAAAAGGAAGAGCCUCACCAAAAGUGUCGGGAUCAGAAGUCAAUGACGAUGUUGAGAAGCAUCAGCAGCAUUCUAUGAGGGGGUCUAAGAGCCGGCUCUUGUGGAGCUCCUGGCCUUACGGGAUGCAGUUCGCUGAUGCUUGGGGUACGAGUUGCAGUCGAUGACUUUCGCAGGUGACGCUCAAGGGAUCCUGAGGAAGAUCCGGGAGGGCGAUGUAGCAGAUGUUCUUGGAGGUACGCUUUUGGAGGAGAUACGUAAUUUGCAGGGCUUGCUCCAUGAGUUUAAGGUUGUUUUUGUUGGUCGUGAGUGUAACAGGAUUGCCCACUUGGUGGCAAGAAAAGCCCUUUCGUUGUCCCCUUCGUUAGUGGGGUUCAAUUUUGUUUCUUGGCUGUUUUCAGCUAUGUGACUCUUUGUAUCUGGCUGUUUUCUCGAUAAUACGAGCGAUCUUUUAACAAAAAAGAAAAAAUUAGACAUUUCUCCACAAACAUAAAUAAGAUUAGUUGUUUAGAAUAUUAAAUAUACCGAGAAAAUUAAUUAUAUGGGUGUGGACGGGUACCCAUGUGGCUGGUUUAGCUAAACCUAAACCCAACCCAGUAAAUAGUGAACGAGUUUAAACCCAAACCCGAUGCGAAACCCGUCAACGCAGAUUUUACUCGCAUUAACCGGAUUAGGUUGGGUGGGUACCCGUGGGUUCGGAUUUUGUUGCCAUCCCUAUCGAUUUGUAAUUUACAGGUUCUAUAUCCUCAAUAAUAUCUUGCGCACUCCGACUCCGUUGAACCGAAAAAUGCUGGUGCUGGUGCUUCUGACGACGCUGCUUGUUCGUCCGACGACAGUCAAACCCUAUGGAUUCGGAUCGGCGACCAAUCCUCGCGGUGCCGAUCCUCCUCCUCUUCGUUAUUCAUCUUCUCUCCCUCCUUUGACCGCUCAACCUCCCCGGUGGCGCCACCACGUUUUCCUCAACUUCCGGGGGCCGGACGUCCGCCACACCUUCACCGACCACCUCUACCACGCCCUCGUACGCAAAGGAAUCAAGGCCUUCCGCGACGAUCGCGACAUCCCCCGCGGCGAGAACAUCACCGAGGCCAUCCCGCGGGCCAUCGAGGAGUCCAGGUUCUCCAUCCUCGUUCUGUCCAGAGGUUACGCCUCGUCGGAGUGGUGUUUGGACGAGCUGGUCAAAAUAAUGAGCUGCGCCAAGGAGAUUGGCCACCAGCCUUUCCCGAUCUUCUACAACUUGUCUCCCGACCAGGUUUCCAACCCCUCCGGCCAUUACAAGCACGACUUCGAUCGGUAUAAGCGGGAGUACAGCUACGAGAGAGUCCACAGCUGGCUGGCCGCUCUCGCCGCCAUCGCCGAUAUCUCCGGCUGGGUUCUCAGUGAAAGCAAAUCUGAAGCUCAGUUGGUGGAGGAUAUCGCCUCGAGCAUGUUGCGGAAAGUGGUCCAGGAGCUUCAUGGUUCCUCCUCCAUCACAAGCGUUUUGCCGCAGUCAGUUCGGCAAUCCCAGCGCGAGGUGAAUCUCCAUUUCUGCGGUGGAGAAAGGAAUGUUACUCCGGACGGUGUGAGUGCGACUCAUGAAUGCCCAGCAGCUGCAAGAUCAAAGGCGAAUGAUUACGAGCACCUCAAAUUCUUCAAGCCCGAGAUCUCGCCGCAGGGUGAGAAGACAGUGAGAAUCCCCAAAACCGUCGCCGAGGAAGGGAUCAAGAAGUACUCACAAUUGGGUCUACUCGGGCAGCGGUUAUCCUCCUUUGACGAAGGAAGUGCUGCUCAUGAUCAAUAUGUCAGCAUUCUUAUGAAGGAAGCAAACCGACUAUGGAGCAACAGACAAUCAUCAAUGGGGGGGAGGAUCGUAGGGGUCCAAGAAGUAGGCGGCGCAGGAAUGUACAUCUUCACGUUUCCAGACCUGGAAACUCGAGACAUGGUGCUGGAAUCUUCCCCGUGGUGCAUCGCCAACAGCUCGUUUGUGAUGAGGAAAUGGGAGCCGAGUAUGCAGUUCCACCGUCGCUCCACCACGGUUCCCAUAUGGGUGCGUCUGGUUGGCGUUCCGGUGGAGUAUAUGACACCAAAAGGACUGAGCUACAUAGCCAGUGCCCUUGGGAAGCCUCUGUACAUGGACAGAGCAACCGCGAGCGGAUCUCAGCUCGCAUUUGCCAAAGUCUGCGUGGAGAUCAUGAGAUCACCUGACGAUUAUGAUGAUCAAGGGUUCCCUACCUCCAUAUCAGUUGCCAUUUGGGAUGGUACUGGUGAUGAUCAGGGGGAAGUGGUGGUGAUUGUGGGAGUGUUGUAUCAGUGGAGUAUGCCUUGCAGCAUAAUUACUACUGCGGCGAUCCAACAAAGCACUCAUCCGAGUGUUCUUCAUAUGAUGAUAUCUGCGUCGUUAGUCUUCGUCACAGUCCUAUCAGCUUUCACGCCUUGUUUUAGGUUUGAUUAUCAGCUACAGGUUUUGAGUGUACGCCUAUUAAGGCCUGCUUGGAACCAACAAAAACUGUGGAAAUGAAAUAGGAAGAUAAACUACAUGUAGACUG